AUGUCUUCCUCCGCUUCUUUUGAGCCCAUGCCAGCCUCGGCUGCGGCUACAAUUGCAAAAUACCACAUCUUCUCGCCAGAUGUCCCAGGCUUUUUGGAUCUGGAGAUUAGCCAGGCACAACACCGCGUCAACCUCGUCAACUUCUGGCAAAUCGCCCCGGGCGGCCGCGUCCUUGAGAUCGGAUGCGGCCAGGGCACCACGACUGCGGUAUUGGCCGAAGCCGUUGGGCCCACUGGCCAUGUUGAUGCUGUAGACCCUGGUCCACCAAGCUACGGAUCCCCCUGGACACUUGCUCAAGCGCAGGAGCACCUCUCGGCCGGUCCAAUUGGUGAUCGUAUCUCGUGGAACUUUGCCGACCCCAUCGACUACCUAGUGGAGAAUGCCGACAAGUCGUGGGAUUACGUUGUAUUCGCCCACUGUAUCUGGUACUUUGAUUCGCCUGCGACGCUCACCAAGAUGUUGGGCGCCCUGAGGGGACGAGCCAAGUCUCUUCUCAUUGCGGAAUAUGCUCUAAAGGCGACUCAGAAGAAUGCUCUGCCGCAUGUCCUUGCUUCAGUGGCCCGAGCCACGCUCGAGGCACACAAUAAAAACAGCGCAGCCAACAUUCGCUGUCUUUCCAGCCCUGGUGCUAUCGCUGAUGCGACCAAGGAGAAUGGCUGGGUUCUUGAUGAAGAGACAAUCGUGGUGCCAGAGGAGGGACUCUUGGAUGGCCACUGGGAGACGGGAACUGUCAAGAGUCCCAACUUCUUGAAGGAAAUUGAGAAGAAGGUUGAAGAUCCGAAAGUCAGGGCGCUUUUGCGAUCGGCGAGAGAUGGUGUUCUUGGCGUUUUGGAGACUCUGGAAGUGAAGAGGUCGUGGACUAUGGACGUUUGGGCCGCCAAGCUUCACUAG
This is a messenger RNA of Trichoderma virens Gv29-8, 891 nucleotides long. RefSeq lists its product as uncharacterized. Lineage: Eukaryota; Fungi; Ascomycota; Sordariomycetes; Hypocreales; Hypocreaceae. The record is from RefSeq and is a predicted model, not a curated record. The transcript has a single exon. The coding region runs from base 1 to 891 and encodes 296 amino acids.